CUCCUUCCACUGCUUUUUAUCCUACCAAACUGCAUUAUAUAUAAUUAAUUUUUGAAUAGUUUGAGAGAGUAAGCAACAAAGCGGAGAUUCUGGUCUUCAAUGUACUACCAAGACUAUCAAAUUUUUGUUGAAGCAAUGACGAGUAACUAAACUUCCUUUAUUUAUUUGAAGUCUGUUAGCCAUAUACAGUAGCUUGAAUUAUAAGAUAUUACUGUCAAAAUGUGUAUAUUCUAUAAUUAUAUUUCGUAAAAAAGGCUAAUUUAGUUCUUACCAUGCUUAGGUAGCAAACUUAAUGUAAUUAUUGUAAUUCUUAGCUUUAUAAGAGAAGGGAAUCCCUCGAUUGAAGGGCAGCUUGAACCACUUUGACAUGGUAUCAGAGCCAGCCCUUUAGAUUUUCCCUUCGAAUCUUCGGUUUUAUUUGUUGGGCUAAGGUCAUUUAACAUUAUCUUUGGUUUUAUUUGUUGAACCACUUUGGUCUAUUGAUAUUAUCUUUUGUUUUAUUUGUUGGGCUAAGGUCAUUUAACAUUUGGAUUAGGCUUCAGUUUGUAGAGUUGGACUUGAAAACAUAUUUUUUGGACUUGAUUUGAUAAUUCACUUAAUCAUGUUGGGAGAAAAUUCUAUUAUUUGCUUUAAUGGAAAAAAUUAUCCCAAUUGGGAAUUUCAAUUCAAGAUGUUUGUGAAAGGGAAAGAAUUAUGGGGUCAUUUGGAAAGAAUUAUGGGGUCAUUUGGAUGGGUCUUCUAAGGCUCCGACUGAUAUCAAAGAACUUAGUCCAUGGGAAGGAUGCAAAGAUUGUUUCUUAGCUGCUGAGUUCUGUUGAACCACAUGUGGUCAACAAUCUCCAUUCAUUCACUACGGCUAAAGAAAUGUGGUACUACCUCAGGCGUGUCUACCAUCAAGACAACUUUGCUCGAAAAUUCCAAUUGCAGUUAGAAAUUGCUCACUAUAAAUAGGGUAAUCUCUCUAUUGAUCAAUUCAAUGCUAGAUUCCUUAAUUUGUGGAGUGAAUAUUCCUGAAUAGUUAAUUCCAAAGUUCCCAAGGAAGCUUUAGCUGCACCACAAGUUGUCCAUGUUGAAAGUCAAAGAGAAUAUUUUUUGAUGAAGUUGAGACCGGAAUUUGAGACUACAAGGGCUAGUUUACUGAACUGUACUCCUGUUCCCUCCUUGGAUGUAUGCUUGGGAGAAUUAUUACGUGAAGAACGUCUUGCCACUCAACUCAACAUAACCCAAGAAACAGUUACUACUGAGAUGGUUAAUGUGGCGUACGCUGUUCAAGGAAAAGGAAAAUCUAUAUCUGUAAAGAACUGUAGUAAGAAAUUCUGUAACUAUUGUAAAAAGGAUGGGCAUAUCAAUAAAGAUUGUCGCAUGCGACCUCAGAAUAGACAAGGUCAGACCUUUCACUUUGCUAUUCAGUCCAAUUUGGCUGUUGUCUCCUCUGUUCCACUCCAACUGCUUCUUCAUCCACUCUUACACCUGAAAUGGUCCAAUGGAUGAUUAUUUUCGCAUUUUCUGCUCUUGGCCUUCAAGGCUGCUUGAUGUGCAUUCCUUGGGUAUAGUAAUGCACAUAAAGGGUUUAUGUGUUAUGAUGUGGAUGCUAACAAAAUUCGUAUCUCUCGAAAUGUAGUUUUCUUUGACAACCAAUACUUCUUCCAAUCUCUUGUCUUUCAUGAUUCUGCCUCUAUUCAGCUUCCUGAAUUCGAUGAUAUGUCUAAUACUGUUGAAUGCUUUAAGCCCGGAUUUGUUUAUCAGAGACGUCCUCCGCUGCCUCCUUCAGACAUUGAACCGUCGCUUGAUCUCAUCAUCACUGAACCUCAACGAUCUUCUCGAGUCUCAUGCCCUACAGAUAAGUAUGGAUUUUCACAUAUUGCUAAUCAGGCUACCCUUGAUACUACUUUUGUGCUCAAAUCUUACUCUCAGGCUUCUAUUCAUGCUUGUCGGAAAGCUAUGCAGGAAGAACUUCAGGCACUCCAGAAUAAUCAUACUUAGGACAUCGUUCCAUGUUCUGAAGGAGUAAAACUUCUUGGAUGCAAAUGGGUUUAUACCAUUAAACUUCGGCCUGAUGGUACUUUAGAAAGGUAUAAGGCUCUUUUGGUGGCUCUUGGGAACUGUCGGGAAUAUGGUCUUGAUUAUGAGGAAACCUUUGCACCUGUUGCAAAGAUGACCACCGUGAGGACUAUUAUGGCUAUUGCCGCAUGUAAAGGAUGGUCUUUUCGGCAGAUGGAUAUGAAGAAUGCAUUCUUACAUGGUGAUUUGAAGGAGGAAAUAUAUAUGAGUCCUUCUCCUGGCAUGUUUCGGUUGAAGCGAUAUUUAUAUGGAUUAAAUCAG
Molecule: messenger RNA, 2322 nt
Organism: Olea europaea var. sylvestris
Lineage: Eukaryota; Viridiplantae; Streptophyta; Magnoliopsida; Lamiales; Oleaceae
Exons: 2
Coding region: 1573-1983 (136 amino acids)
Source: RefSeq, a predicted model, not a curated record